Echinostoma caproni is the source of this 315-nucleotide messenger RNA. The record is from the annotation of a GenBank genome assembly. NCBI's taxonomy places the organism in Eukaryota, Metazoa, Platyhelminthes, Trematoda, Plagiorchiida, Echinostomatidae.
CAUUUACUGAUUCUCGCCGAUAAACACUCUGGUGCUGUUUCGCCCAACUCCGUGGACACACACAAACAGCUGAUCGCGCGUACCGGUGGUCUGAUGGCCUCCCUGUACACCGGUCGAAGCAUUUCAAACGUACCCGAUCGGGACACGUGUUUGGAAAUCAGCCAGAAACUGCAGCGUGUACUCGAGGACACGUUGUUCAAGAAUUUGACCCUAAAAGUAAGUAUAUGGCGGUAUUUUAGAUUACCAUUGCCAUUUUACCACACCAACUUUCGUUGUUCACGGUUCGCAGUUGCCUUUGGUUACUUGUUCACCUAA